UAGUUUUUAAAAUAGAAAAAAGAGAGAGAAAAAUGAAGGUUGAAGUAAUAUCUAGAGAUAUUAUCAAACCUUCUUCUCCAACCCCCGAGUCUUUGCGCAACUAUCAACUCUCUUUCCUUGACCAAGUAUCACCCAGAACCCACAGUCCUUUCAUUUACUACUACUCACUAAGCGACAUUAAUAAUGAGUCCAACGACAACAAUGUCAUCGCUGACAUAUCCUACAAGCUCAAGAAAUCUUUGUCCAAAACUUUAACCCUUUACUACCCACUAGCUGGAAGAUUCACCAAAGACUUUUGCGUUGACUGCCAUGAUGACGGAGCACCCUUCUUUGAAGCUCGAGUACUGAAGAGGCAACUCUCCGACAUUAUUAAGAACCCUGUCCCUCUUGAACUCAAUGAUCUCCUUCCAUUUCCUCUCGACGAAUACGCAGGCUUACCCUUCGGUGUUCAGCUCAACAUCUUUCCUUGUGGUGGAAUCACCAUUGGUGUCUGUAUUGCACAUCAAAUCGCAGACGCUUUAUCUUGCUUAGAGUUUACGAAAUGCUGGAUGGCCAUUGCUCGUGGUGAAGAGAACAAGGUAGUGAGACCUACGUUCGUCUCUGCAUCGCUUUUCCCACCGAAGAAUAUUGGUGAUUAUGAUCCAACUAUGUCUCCUCCAAAGAUGAACACAAACGUAGCAAAGUUGUUUGUGCUUGAUGCUCGAAAGGUUGAGGCUCUUAGGGCUAAAUACGAGGAAAAAGCAAGAGGAGAAAACCAUGCAAAACCAAAGUGGCCGCGGCGGCUUUCUCGUGUUGAGGCCUUAUCUGCUUUCUUAUGGAGCCGCUACGUGGUGGCGACUGACUUAGAUAUUCAAAACAAAUUAUGUACUAUCUUUCACCCAGUGAAUAUUCGGCCCAAGUUUGAUAAGCCAUUGCCGGAAAAUUCUUUUGGGAACUACUAUAUAUAUCAAGCUAACGAGACAUUAUUACUUUCGUCCAUCAUCAGUAGUAACACUACUGAGGAAGAAAAAGAUAACUGUUACGAGCUGGCAUGGGUGAUAGGAGAAGAGAUAAGGAAGAUCGACAAAAAUUUUGUGGAAGAUCUUCAUAGAGUUGAGAAAUCCGAUGAGUACUUUGAGUCUCUCAAGAAGGGUACUGAGAGAUCCGUCAGAGGAGAAGGGGUUGCGCUUUCUUUCAGUAGUUUGUGUAGGUUUCCUCUUUAUGACGCUGACUUUGGAUAUGGAAAGCCCAUUUGGGUGAGUUCUGCUGACAGGUGUUUCAGUAACAUAUUUGUUUUUAUGGACAACAAAACUGGUGAUGAAAUAGAGACUUAUGCUUGCUUCAGUCCGGAAGAAAUGGCCAAAUUUGAAGUUGAUAAAGAGUUCCUCUCUCUUUUGUCCCGUCAGAUUGAGUGA
Humulus lupulus (European hop) is the source of this 1394-nucleotide messenger RNA. Its product is annotated as stemmadenine O-acetyltransferase-like. The transcript has a single exon. NCBI's taxonomy places the organism in Eukaryota, Viridiplantae, Streptophyta, Magnoliopsida, Rosales, Cannabaceae. Bases 33 to 1394 code for a protein of 453 amino acids. The record is from RefSeq and is a predicted model, not a curated record.